Messenger RNA from Marchantia polymorpha subsp. ruderalis, 3549 nucleotides. Lineage: Eukaryota; Viridiplantae; Streptophyta; Marchantiopsida; Marchantiales; Marchantiaceae. The record is from the annotation of a GenBank genome assembly.
CCGGAUGUCCGAGCUGUGCCAAAGUGGCGGAGGGCCUCGCUUGCUAAAUUAGUGCCGGAGAAGCGCAAUCACGUGACUGGAUUAGAGCUGGAGUAAAACGGAUUAGCGGACGGCGAGAAUUGGAGGCGACGAGCUGACGCUCCGGGAGAGAGAGCGAGCGAGCGAUGUGGUGCGGGAGAGAAUGAAGCACGACGUUGUGCAUCCGCCGGAUGCUCUCUCUCUCUUCUCUCUCUCUCUCUCGCUCGAUCGCUGCGAGCACGCGUCAGAAGUCCAUCAAGAUCGGAGCGGACUUCAGUCGCUGGAUCCCAUACGCCCUGCCGCUUAGCUUGCAUGCGUUUAUUUUCCUGAAUAAUUAAAAGCCUGCAGGGUUUUCGGAAGGCGUCGAUAGGCCCAGAAAGUCAAAAGGGCUGCUGCGAGUGCUUGAAAUUUGUCGACGGAUGGGUGUGUCACUGUCCCUCUGAUCGCUUCAAUAAAGGGGCAAAAUGGACGCAGAGCUGCUAGAGUUGCAGAAGCUGUUCCAGGCUACCCAAGAAGCCAAGGCUACCGUGCGACUCUCCGAGCGCAAUGUUGUGGAACUUGUGACCAAAUUGAAAGAACUGCAACUUUUGGAUUCUGAUUUGCUCCACACUAUCACCGGCAAGGAGUUUAUUACCAAGGAUCGAUUGAAAGCCGAGGUGGAGGCUGAAAUCAAGAGACUUGGACGAGCAUCGCUUGUUGAUUUAGCAGCCUCUGUGGGAGUUGAACUUGUGCAUUGUGAAAGAGUAGCAGAGCAGAUUGUUGCUAGCAACCCAGACUUGUCAUUUAUACAAGGAGAAAUUGUAGCAGAUUCAUACUGGGAUACAGUUGCAGAGGAAAUCAAUGAAGCUCUUCAAGAGUCUGGACAAGUUGCAGUUGGAGAGCUUGCCAAACGCUUCAAUGUGGGAUCCGAGCAGUUGACAAGAGUCCUGGAAUCUCGGAUAGGAAAAUCAAUACAAGGAAAGCUAGAAUCGGGGCAGCUUUAUACACCAGCACAUGUCUCAAGAGUAAGGGCUAUAGUUCGGGGUGCAGUGAGAGCACUUACAGUCCCCACACCUCUUUCAGAAGUGUGGUCUUGCUUACAAAAACAACUUCGGGAAGGAGAAGAUGGAUCAGGUGGAGGAGUUUCUGGAGAAGGCCUCCUCUUCCAGUCAGAAUUAACUGGGCUCAUUGCGGAUGGGGAUGUCAAAGGGUUUCUUCGAGGGGGUGGGGCGAUUUGGACACCUGCGGUAUUUGCUCAGUCUCAACGCGAAAGCGUGGAAGCCUUUUUCUCACAGAACGGAUACAUAAGCUACGACGUUCUACGGAAGCUUGUAAUAUCACAGCCGAAGACUUACUUGCAGGACAAAUAUCCUGAAGGGAUUGCCCUGGAAACGGUUUUUAUUCACCCGUCGAUAACCAGUGUGCUAGACGCGGCAUCUGAGGAGGCAAUUAUCGGCGGUGGAUGGUUUGAUGCGCUACCGCUUGUUCCGACAUCCUUCAGCAAUGCGGAUGCUGCACUGUUGCUGAAUCUGUGCCCAUCCGUCAUCAAGGCUAAAAAGGAAGGAACCGCUUUUAUUCUGGCGGAGACCUGUGUGGUCAGCCUUGAGUUUAUCAAGAUCUUAUCUGAGAAGGUCGAACUCGAAGUUCGAAGCUUAGCUGAGAAAGCUGUGGAGGCUCAACUUUCGAUAGCAAAAAAGAGUGUUGUCGAUGGAAGUAGCUCUGAAAAAGGUGCCUCAAGCAGCAAGAGCUCUGGGAUCGCAGAUAAGAACUUUGAUGGGGAAGAUGACACCAAUCAAACGAAGGGUGGAAGGAAGAAGAAGAGUACCACUGGUUCAACGAAGGAAAGAAUUAAAGACGAAAUUGAGGAAGAGGCUGGAGGAAAGGGAGCAAAGGGCAAAAGAAAGGGUGGCAGGACAAAAGGAGGCAUAAGUUCGCUGAUUGGAGAGGCAGGGAAUAGUUCCACCAAGACAGGCAAAGGAUCCGUAAUAAAAGAGGACGCAGAUAUGCCAACUCAAGAGCACCUUGUUGAGAAGAUGCUUGAAUGGUAUCCUGACAUGGAAUCCGCCGGGUUUGAAGGCGAUGAUUAUGGAGAGGGUGGUUCUCUACCCAAGUCACUGGCUGAGUGGGUGAGGCCAUCUGUAAUAUCCACCUGGGCGGCUGUAAAACGUGCAAGUUUUAAUGCAAGCUCUGAAGACAGACGACGCAGGGUGGAUUCUUUGCAACAAAAGCUCGAUGAGGCCUACGCAGAUCUGCAGCUUUUUGAGAAAGCUCUCGAUUUGUUCGAGGAGGAUAAUAAUACGGCGUUGAUUUUACAAAGGCAUCUUUUGCGUACCACAGCUGCAGAAAUUACCGAUAUGUUUCUGACAGCCCAGAACCUCGAGAGGCAACUCGAGGAGGGAGAUGGCAGUGAUUCUCGUGAGAGUUCGUCGGCUGGCUCGCACCAAUUAAGUACAGCUGAACGGAUGGUUUUGGCAAAACGUAUGGCAGGUGCCGGUCUAGCUAAACGUUCGGUAGAAUUGGUGGAGUCGCUUGAGGGCAAGACAGUUGACGCUUUUGAGACUGCUCUGGAAGCUGCCGUGAAAGAAAGUGGUCUACGACUGAAGAAACUGGACAAGAAAUCGGAAAGGUCGCUCCUCCAUUCGCAUAAAAAGGUCUUGAUGUCGCAAGUGGAGGAGGAGAACGAUCCAGUUGCACUGCUGCCUAGAGUUGUUGCGCUCCUCUUUAUCCAGGUUCAUAAUCGAGCUCUUCAAGCACCUGGAAGAGCAAUGUUGGCAGCUGUAAACCGUCUGAAGAGCGGACUAUCUGAGGAUUCCUUCGGUUCGUUGAUGGCGUAUCACACAACCACCGUACAACUUUUAUCUAUGCAAGCCACAGCACCUUCUGGUGAAAACGAUUGUACUAAUGAUCGGAUGCGAACGAAGAGAGAGGCUUUGAUUGAGCGGAUGCCUCAGCUCAAGGCUCUUAUAGUUUCAACUCCGGUGGUCUCGAAAGCCUGACAUACGUCGCCCUCUAAAGAGGUCUUUAGAAGCAAAAGCAUUGCUCGUCCAUUUUUUGAUUUAGAGGGAGGGGACUUUGAGGCUGUAUUCGAAGCAGCUCAUAACGAACUGAGCUCUUCGUGAGGGUGAACUUGACAACGCAAGACGUGCCUACGCUUGAUCUAGAACUUGGUGGAGUCUUCAAAAAACAUAUCUUCCAAUUCUAUUGAAGCUGCCUGCUAAAUCUCACAUGCCCUCCGAGCGUAGACUUCAGUAGCACGACCUAGAGUUUGUGUUCAGAUCAUGAAUCAUUGUUUGUGGUAAUUUGUAACAAAGUUACAACAGCAGUACCAUCAACUUGUGACGAUCUCUAACCGCCAGAAAAUUCAAAAUACGUUAAUGCACCUCAUUCACAUGCAUGGUGAUUCGUGCAUUAUAGAAAUGAACUUUCUGUGUCCACAAACUCACAUUCACCUUCCACACGGGACCCGUAUUCUCUUAAAUGUGGGAUCUCAGUCCUGAACCCAAAUUUUGAUCUACCGCAGGAAGUUGCAAAUCUCAUCGCUUUUUUGACUGG